UCUUCCUCUUCCUCCUCCAAGUCGGUAUCCGCCUCCGACUCGGAGUCCACCAUGCAGGUCAAAGGCGUCCGCAAACUCGUCAGGAAGCUCAAGCGGGGCAUCCGCCACAUUUCCCAAAUCGGACACCAUUCAAAGUCCGCGACGCUCGUUCCCGAAAUUGACGGCGCGCCCAACGCGUCUCUCGUUGGCCUCCUCCGCGACGUCCCCGUCGUCCCCAUUUCCCUCCCGCUCACUCAUAACUCGAAGGCUAGCUGCGCUUCUAUGACCUCCACUACGCCCUCUGGCAGCUCAUCACAUCGCCCGUUGGCGUCCGAGUCAUCUGAAUUCCCAACAGCAGCGUCGCAAAGCGCGUUAGGUUACACUGGCGACGCUGCUUCCUCUACAUAUAUUUCUAUCACCGACGAGGACAACCACCCACAGCAAGAACUCGUAGAGGUGUCGCCACCUGCCGUCCCGGAGCUCGUCGCCUCCUCAGACAACACACCCGUGGAGCCUUUCGCAUCUCGCCAGGAUGCACCCGCCGAAGCUGCAGAGCCCCCGUCUCACCAGGACGACUCCAUGUCGCAGAGCGCGUUAGACGCAUCUGAUGACGCGGCUGUACGGGAUAACCGCGACUCUACUCUGGACGACUCUCGCUUUGACUCGGCCGAUGCAGUAGAGACCACUCAGCCGGCGGAGGAUGCCGACCCGUUCCUUGUUGACGAUGACGCGGACGGUGCCUCCCAGGAGGAGGCUGAGGAGUCGCUGGCUGAGGCACCUGUGGGCCUGUCUAUCGACACAGCGCAGCAGUCGCUCGCGCAGGCGGAUGAGGUGCCACUAGCACAAGCAUCUUCGCCCUCAGACUCAACACCUCACGUCGACGAGCCCCCGCCUCCACCGCCACCGAAGAUAGAGAGUGAUGACGAAGAAGAAGCAACACCCGAGCUAUAUUUACCGGGGCUGACACUGCCUACCAUGUUUCACCCAAUUUCGAAUGUACGCUCUCAUUUGUUUCAUACUCUGACCUGGUGGCUAUAUCGGCAGAAUAUUUAUUACCCCUGUAUGAUUAGACGGACCCUUUGAGUUUAUUGUUGUCCAAAUAUAUACCGCCAGAGAAGCGGCCUGCGCGA
Postia placenta MAD-698-R-SB12 is the source of this 1109-nucleotide messenger RNA. RefSeq lists its product as hypothetical. NCBI's taxonomy places the organism in Eukaryota, Fungi, Basidiomycota, Agaricomycetes, Polyporales, Adustoporiaceae. The transcript has a single exon. The record is from RefSeq and is a predicted model, not a curated record. The coding region runs from base 52 to 1062 and encodes 336 amino acids.